Messenger RNA from Daldinia vernicosa, 1805 nucleotides. Its product is annotated as ankyrin repeat-containing domain protein. The coding region runs from base 65 to 1561 and encodes 498 amino acids. NCBI's taxonomy places the organism in Eukaryota, Fungi, Ascomycota, Sordariomycetes, Xylariales, Hypoxylaceae. The transcript has 2 exons. The record is from RefSeq and is a predicted model, not a curated record. Gene Ontology annotation, molecular function: protein binding.
CUUCGACUCGGCGACAAACGUGCAUAAAUCGAAUACCAUAGAAAGCAGCGACCAGAAGACCUUUAUGCACACACAACGCGACGCCAUGUCGACUCUUAAGACGCGUGAUCAAUCCUUGUCUACAGGCUCAAUGUCACGCCAGCAUACCAGUUCAAAUCCGUCUCGUGAUGCAGCUUCUUUGACGAGGCUUCCAAACGAGAUUUUUCUUCUUCUUGUGAGAGAAUUUGAUGUCAGACCCAAGGAAAUCGCUCGACUACGUCAGACAUGCCACAAAUUUGCGGGACUCCUUAGCAAGCCUCUUUAUCGGCUUAAUAUAUUAGAUGUCAAGGCUGCGCAAGAGGCUGCUACCGCCAACCCUCGACGUACAAUCCCUCACAAUUCUCAGAUCCUCGAAACCAUCAAAGACUUCCAGAUGCAUGUGAGAAAGCAGCGUAUCCACGCUUCUCAGGGUUCAGUUCUGCACUGGGCUGCAUCGCAUGGGUUCGUCGAAGUUGCAAAGGACGUUAUUAAAAUGUCAUCAAAAUUAUUUCCCGAGUACUUGAACGUGAAGGAUGCACAGGAUCAAACACCGCUAUCUUAUGCCGCAACCGGCGGGCAUGUCGAAAUUAUACAAGAACUUAUCGAUGCGGGAUGUCUCGUGGACGCAGGGGUCUGGGGAAGAUUCCUAGGUCUAGACAAUAGUCCUCGCCCUCACCAACGAAGCUUCAAAAACUAUAUAGCUACCCCUUUAACCAUGGCACUUGAUUCACGUCAAGAAGCUGCUGCUAUUAUCCUGGCCCGAUACACCCCUUACCGAAAGGAUAUAUACACAAAUUCGGGUCUUGAUGUCUGUGUACCGCUUGAUAGAUCAGCAAUGAGACGUAUGCCACGUGUUGUUAAGAUAUUACUAUCUAACGGACAUGAAGGAUUGGUGCGUACGCCUUUUGAUGGGGGCCUUCCACCGAUAUACUGUGCCAUUAGAAUGGAUAACAAUACGGAGACGAUAGACAUCUUGUAUGCCCACGACGUCUCUAGCUUUCCCCGGGAUGCUACGCAGCAUUUAACACCCCUUGUUUGCGCCAUUCUGUGGAGAUCCUACAACAAUGCAAUGCAUAUCGUCAAAAAAUAUGUACUUUCGGGAGAAUAUGGUUCAUGGGCAAGGGAGGCGUUGAGAAUAGCGGCCAACUUCAAUGGUGGUAUGCUUGCUGUCGCGGAAGUUUUGACGGGAUUCCUUAACGCACAGGGCGACUUUAAAGGGAUCGAGGCUGCUUUCUUCAGAUCAUCCAAGAAGCUAUGGAGAACCCCCGAAAUGAACAAGUUCCUUGCCCAAACACUAGCCGUAGGGCUAGAUAAGACUCACCUCGGAGACGGACAAGGAUACCUUCAUUGGGCUUGUCAGCAACCUGACGUCGACAUCGAAGCUUUCCAAAGUGUGCUUGAAAAUAAGCACUACCCGCUUGACGUCAAUGCGAAGGAUGCUAAUGGUUAUACACCUCUCGAUUACUCAGAGCAACGGGGACACGAAAACGUCACCCGUCUUCUCCGAGAAGUGUAUUCUGCAAAAAGGGGUGACGAGGUAUGAGGAUGAGUAGGUGGGCGUAGAUGAGGUUACGUUUUCUUCAAGGGGAUUCGAAGAGAUAUUCUGAUAAGUGGAUGAGAUUCUGAGGUUGGCGAUUUGCGAAUGAUUUCACUGGGAUUCAAAGGAUUGAAGGAUGGGCGUAUGGCUGUCGUGUUAGGUAUCCCGGACCAUAUUUAGGCCUCUUACAGGGACCCCGCAGUCUUCUAGCAGACAGUGGUAGUAGCUAGGAUUUCUUUACAGUAAUGAC